AUGACAAUCCAGCAAGUUUCAAUCCGUGCUCUUCCAAACUUCUACCCAGACACACAAGAUGUUUACACUGUAACUGUCACAGGAUUUGAAAGAUACUUCCGUGGUGCUACGAAAAUCAAAACCGUUGUAACCAAGGAUGCUGCAACAGUUGAUCACUGGAUUCAACAGAUUUACAGUGAUUACAAAGACUCUCUAGAUUGUUGUGCCAAAAACGAAAAUUCAUGGGCUCGUCAUCGUUUCAUCGUUGCUCUUGAUGUUGAAUGGAAACCUGCUGCUCAUGAUAAUCAAGCUCCGAUUGCAAUACUAAAACUCUGUGUUGGUUCUAGGUGGUACUCCGCUAGAUGUUUGGUUUUUCAGAUCUCGCGUUGUUAUCAACUCCCCAAAUCUCUUCAUAGGUUUCUUGAAGAUGAUAAUCUUGGAUUUGUUGGACUUGAUAUUGAAUCUGUUGCUCGUAAACUUGAGACAGAGUUUAAUCUUGAUGUUAAGAGAGCUGUUGAUCUUAAAGAUUUGGUUGCUGAGAACUAUCCUCAGAAGAAGAAGGAAGUUAAGACACUUGAUUUGAUGGGAUUGGCUAAAAUGGUUUUCCGUUCUAAAGAAAUUGAGAGACCUAGAGAUGUUAUUGUGAGCAAUUGGAAUCAGAAAUACCUUACUCAACCACAGAUUAUGUAUGCUGUUGUUGAUGCUUAUGUUACUUUCAAGAUUGGUGAUGAACUCAAUUACACUCAUCAAUACAGUACUCCCAGUGUUUUGGAUUGA
Messenger RNA from Papaver somniferum (opium poppy), 756 nucleotides. RefSeq names its product Werner syndrome ATP-dependent helicase-like. The transcript has a single exon. Gene Ontology annotation, cellular component: cytoplasm; nucleus. The record is from RefSeq and is a predicted model, not a curated record. Gene Ontology annotation, molecular function: nucleic acid binding; 3'-5' exonuclease activity. Lineage: Eukaryota; Viridiplantae; Streptophyta; Magnoliopsida; Ranunculales; Papaveraceae. Gene Ontology annotation, biological process: nucleobase-containing compound metabolic process. The coding region runs from base 1 to 756 and encodes 251 amino acids.